Diospyros lotus (date-plum) is the source of this 1248-nucleotide messenger RNA. RefSeq names its product protein CURLY FLAG LEAF 1-like. The transcript has 2 exons. The coding region runs from base 376 to 930 and encodes 184 amino acids. The record is from RefSeq and is a predicted model, not a curated record. Lineage: Eukaryota; Viridiplantae; Streptophyta; Magnoliopsida; Ericales; Ebenaceae. Gene Ontology annotation, molecular function: protein binding.
GGGUUCCCUCUUUCUUUUACACCCACCCAUUUCUCUUUCUUCCUCUGAAUCUCUUAACUUUCUUUUGAAAUAGAGUAACACUGGAAAUAGCCCUCUGCAGUGUUUGUCUCGUCACUUUGACUCGAAGCGCGUGGAAAAUUUGGGAGCAGAUACACUUGAGACGCUUAAAACCAAGAGAUUCCAACACUCUUCCGCGAAAUAUCCCCAGUCGCACCCCGAGAUCGUGGGUUUCACCCUUUUGCCCUUUAGUCUUAGCUGAAUUUUAUUUAUAAAACCAAGACCCUUUUCAAACCUUCCUUCCUCUCUCUCUCUCGCUCUCUCUCUCACAUUGGGUUUUCAUUUUCUUGUGUUUGUAUCUAUUUCGGGGUUUCAUUAAUGGCAGCUCCAAACAUGGCGGCGAUUACAGCGUCGCUGGAGAGAUCUAUGCAAAACUGUUCACUAAACCAAAGCAGUGGCGGCGGCGACGACGGAGCAAGCGCCGGCGUUGGCUUCUCAUCAUCAUCCGAUUCGCCGGAAAAUCAAGUCUCGAGUGCCUCGGACGUCACCUUGGAGCUUAAUUCCCAAAUCUCUCUACCUUACUUUUGGGAGCAGUGCCUCGAUCUGAAGACUGGCGAAGUAUAUUACAUAAACUGGAAGACAGGGAUGAAAGCAAAGGACGAUCCGAGGACGCUGGCUGAUCAGUUGAACGACGAGAUUUACUCAGAAGACGAAAGUUCAUAUGAUAGUGAAGAGUCCUCUUUAGAGUCUUCACCAACAUCUUCAAGAAAUCAGCAAUACCAUCAUCAUAUUGAGCAGAAAGAUCAUGUCUUGGUCGUGGCCGGGUGCAAGAGUUGUCUAAUGUAUUUCAUGGUUCCCAAACAGGUUGGCGUUUGCCCCAAAUGCUGCGGUCAACUCCUCCACUUCCAUCGAUCCGAGACUGGCUCUCCAUGAUCAAUUCAAAUUACUCAUGUUACACAUAUUGCAUCUUGUUCUUCUGUCCUGAUCCUUUUCUUAUUUAUUUAUUAUUUUUUUGGGUGGAAUUUAAACCUCUUCCUCCAUCUUUUCAUCCAUGUACUCUGAUAGAUAAACUUCAGUGUGGAUCGAUGAAAUGAGACAGAUUCUGAAUUUUGGUCUUUUCCCCCCUUUUCAUUCUUUCUUUGUUUUUAUUUCCGAAGACGCCAUUGAAGCUUGCAUACAUGAGUUCUCAAUCACUGAUGUAUUAAAGUAGAGAAGAAUGAAAGAAUAAAAAUACUGACUGUGUAUUGGUAA